AUGGAAGACUUGAUGGCGAGGAUUGAAAAACAUGCCAGAGCAAAGGAGGAUAAGAGGUCGAAAUGGGAAAGUAUGACCAAGCAAGAUAAGAGAAAUAGCUCGCCCAAACGAAGUCAAAAUGGGGCUGGUAAUGACAAUGGAGAGUCAAGGUUAAAGGCGAUACAGGAAGUUUGCACUAUCUUCAAGAUCCUGAUUUACAAAAUUCUGGAGAGAAUCAGGAACCAACUCUACUACAAACCACAACAGAAGGUCCCAGGGGAGUUGAUGAGAAGGUUCCAUACUAAGUCAUGUGCAUACCAUGAUGAAACAAGGAGAAAACAAGAGGAGCAUGCCAAGUUGGCACAAGCACCACCCCCGCUGCCCACUACUCAUUGGGCUGAAGAACCUCAGGUCAUUAAUGUGGUCCAUUUGAAGGUGAGCCCAAAUGAGAUCAAGAGGAAGACCUGGAGGGUGAAACACUUACAACACGUGUUUCAAGUCCAACAGAAGAAACCUCAGAUAGAAGAAUGUCAGGGGCUAAUGAUUUCUUUUAUAGAUAAGAACUUGGAAGUUGUCCAACAUUCACACCACAACACAUUGGAGGUGACCUUGAUGAUUAGAGGAUAUCGGGUGAGAAGAAUAUUGAUAAAUCAAGGCAGUUCUUGUGACAUCAUGUACGUCAGGUGCUACAAACAACUCAGCCUUCAUAGGGACGAUUUAGAGCCAUUUGAUAGCCUAGUGGUCGGAUUUAAUGGGACACUGACUUGGCCGCUGGGGUCAAUGAGUUUGGAUGUACAAACAAGAACCAAGACAGUAACAUCGGAGUUCACUGUGAUAGAUACUUCAUCUCCGUAA
Molecule: messenger RNA, 834 nt
Organism: Camellia sinensis
Lineage: Eukaryota; Viridiplantae; Streptophyta; Magnoliopsida; Ericales; Theaceae
Source: RefSeq, a predicted model, not a curated record